AUGUUUCUAGCGGCGUUAUUAGCCCAACUUAUCAGGCUUUCCCUGCAACAGGUCAGUAUCCCUAUUAGAGCUUUUGCCGAGGGGGACACAGAUGUCGAUAUUUACAUUAACGGCGAUCUAGCUCCCACGGACCCGACACUGGACAUCUACUAUCUCAACACCAACUACGAAAUACAGGGCGUGAAUUCGGGCGUUGAAGUUUUCAGAUUGGCCUCUGACCUCGUGGAUGGCGAUGUGAUCGCCAUUCGAGCGACAAACAACAAGCCAACAGAAGGGGUCGAGGUGGACACUGGCCACACGGUGCUCAUCUACCCGAGUUAUGGCGCCUGGAUCCUGGCCUUACCUAAUUUCGUCAUCAGUACUGCCGAGCAUUGGCGGUGUACAAGUCAAUUCGCGAAUUCAUGGUUCGCCCAAAGCUACAAUGACGCUAGUUGGCCCAUGGCAGUCGAGUACCCCAUAGAGAGCGACUGCUGUCCUUGGAGGGAUAGGAAUAAGGCAUGGGCCGCCGUCAAUGCACAAUGGUUGUGGACAGAUGAUCCUGUGACCAACAGAACAGUCUAUUGUCGAUACACUGUGGACACAACCGACUUGGCCGAAGGGAUGGAUGGCAGUGGCCAGACUGCCUCCACCCUAGCGCCCGACUACCGCAUCCAAGCAGUUAGGGCGGGAUCAAGCUGGAUAACUUUGGACAUAAAUAUCACUACCGUAGGAGCUAGAGUUUACUGUCUUCCGAUCAACACGCUCUACCGUUUGCGAACUCCUACUUCUAAAGAAAUUGAGAAGUCGGACUACUACAUAAACGUCACUGAGCUCACCGACGAGACCUGGGUAGAUGCGGAUGACUCUGAUGUGAACAGCAACAUCCCUUCAACAACUUCAGCUCAUAUUGAGUUCACAACCACCACUGAUAUCGAAGGGUGCAGACAAGAGUGCCGGGACACAUUGAACUGCGGGAGAAUCGCUUUCUGGAUAGAGGGAACGGCCACCCCGGGUGAAGUCGACCAAGCCAACUGCCAGUUGCUUGAGAGCAGCGACAAUCCGCCAGCUUUGGUCUCGGCUUUGGAUCCCACCUCCGUCAUUUUCCACCAAAUACGGGUGGUUACAGAGAAGUUGCAGACGAUAGACAUUCAAGACGGUCUGUCGGCGGGAACUGACUACGAAGUCUACUGCACAGUUCAUGGGCCUGACGGCUCCACCACACCCUUAGACGACAUAACCACUCGAAUGGCCGAGAUAACUACGACGGGAUGCUUCGAUUGUGGUAUCCAAACUUACCCCGUGGCGAGCAUACGUGGGGGCUUCGUGACGGCAUCGAGAAUCUUUAUGACCAUCCGAUUGAACCUUGAGGGCAAAGCCUAUUGUAUGGCCAGUAGGCUCACUAACGACAUUUCUAUAGACAUACGGGAAGGCGCCCAACCUGACACCGCCUACUCCUUCUGGUGUAUGACCAUAUCUGCCAGUGGCUCGGGUGUAUCGCCUGACGAGGCCAUAGACGCUACUCGGCGCGAGGUUCGAACGCUGGCCGAGGACGAUGCGGCAUCUCUCAUGCUGUCGCUCUCUACCACUGAGGAACUGCGUGCAACUGUCGACGCCUUGAAGCUUGUUGCGGGAGUUUCUGUAACGGGUCCAGCCAUGGUUUGGUGCAUUGCAAUCGACUCCCUCACAGAGUCGGCUAGUCGUAGAAUGCCUGACAGGACAGCAAUACGGAGCGGAGGAGUCUUCUCUCGAAUACUGAUCCCUCGUAUUCAAGUUGAAGUCGAUCUCAUCGACGACGACCGGUUCACUAUUGAUUCAGCCGGUACCUACGAGAUCUACUGUGAUGCUGAGGAAGAUCCUUUGCCCAAUAACUCCACGUGGACGCCGUAUCCCGCGCUGGAAAUGGCGCGCAUCGAAAGCAACUAUGCAUCCAUAGACCUAUUCGUGAAUGUUGACCGGGCAGCAAACAUAUCUUGCGUAGCUCUACCUUGGAUACUCGAUGCCAGCAGUGGAGAUGGGCAGGAUGGUCUCUCCCAAGUGCGGCCAGAGAGCCCCUCUGUCGAGACCGUCCAACUCGAAGGCGUGAAUGCGAUAGUAACACUACCCCUUGGUGGUCAAACUACUCUCAGACUACCAAGCCUGAGGCCAGGCACUCUACACGAUAUCUACUGCUCCACUGCGGAUCCCGUCAUGGGCGAGAAUGCUUUGAUCUAUACAAUCGAUGACGAUGCUAUGUGGGGCCGCCGACAGACUGUCCACACGAAGGGACCUACUCCCCUGUGGAAGUCUGUGGAGUGCUCUGCUGGUGGCCCCUGUACCAUCUCUGGCUUUACAGGCUUUGACCUCAAGCCUGGUGACGGCCUCGUCGUGAGGAGCUUCGGAAGCGCAUGCCGCGUGUGUGAAUGCAAUGGUGUACUUGAUCCUGUGAUCGGCACAACAGGAUCCCUCUGCAUGUCGGUGCUCAAAGUAGACCCUCAGAGUACCGCAACGUCACUAGCCCUGGAUCCCCGCGGCCCGUGGUGCUACGUGGAUGAACUACACUGCGGAGAUGCAGAGGAGAGCCCAUAUCAUGCCGGCCUCUUCGUGAGCUACGAAGCAUGCCAGGAUCGAUCCGAAAGCGUUGUGGGUCUCGAGGGUUUCGCUAGGACCGCCGACGGCACCAACUUCACCUGGUAUGAAGAGGAGGUCUCUGGAGAGGAGCCAAAAGAGCUCGUUGUGACUGCACCCGGUGGCGUCUACGACCUGUGCUGGUGCCCGGAUGACCCAUCAUCAAGCACCGAGACCUGUACCCAAAUGAGGGAUUACUCGCUGUACCUAGGGAUCCUGUAUAUUCGGGGAGUCUCCGUGAUCAAUGAUACAGGGGUCUAUUACUGUACAGCAGGCAGGAACUGUUCUAUCACUCUCACAGGGAUCAGUGGUAUCGCUGAAUACGAUCGUCUAGCAGCAAUACCAGGUUCAUGUUCGUCUUGGCGACCGACCUCAGAGCGGGACUAUCCUGGGGCGCCGGGUUUUCCCGAUUCGGCGAUAACACUACCUCUCUAUCUUUCCACUACUUAUCCGGCACAGACCUUCUCUUGGGCCAGCCCUAUCUUCGCUCAAGGAGGUUCCUACUCCUUGUGUUGGUGUACCGCGAAUGAGGCCUCCGACUGCCAGUCGCGAAUCAUCGGCGUCAACUUCCUGGGAACCGUCGGCUCGGUCCGGGUCAUAGGCCCCAUCACUGGUCGAACGUUUACGUGCAAGUUUGGAGCGCCUUGCAACAUUCGAGAUGUCGGAGGUCUCGGUCUUCGAGGGGACGACAGAGUGAUCGUCUCUGCUACUACAGAUUGCUCAGUUGGCGACAUGGACGUACACGAUGAAGUGUUGCAAGCAUAUGGGCGAACACUGGACUCCCUUGCGAGCGAUCUACUCUGGUACGACGCCGGGAACGACUUCCCAGAGAUUCACCAGGUGUGGUACUCACGAGCCGGUAUGGCGGGGGUUGACGCGCCCCUCUCUGCCGACCUCAUCACGGGCCCUGUUGUUGAGCGAAUAUCAGUACCUGGUUUCCCAGGUGACGGCAGAAGCUCAGCUACUCAACUGGAAGGAACAUACACCUGGGGCGAGGAGGAGCCGGUCUGGCCGCUAGUUGCUGGUGAUUACUCCCUCUGUUGGUGUGGUGGUGGUUUGCCCUGUAUUAAGCAGGAACACUUCAAUGUCCAUCUCGGUGAUGGUGUGCCGAACCAGGGAGUGUCCUUGCCAAGCGCUAACGGCAGAGACUUCGAGUUCGCUGAGCCCCCAGGCUCGACCGUUUCAGACACAGCGAACAUCUUAACUCUGCCCGGCGGGCAAUAUUUCCUGUGUCUUUGCAGCAGACCAGCGACGUCGGGCUCAUGUGUGGAUCCGCAAUACGAGGCGAGUGCUUGGCCUCACAGAGAGGAUUUGAAUCGACGUGAUCAGGUCCUGGACCCCACUUCGACGGGAUCCGCGAACUUCAACUCCCUAGCUGCUGUACUUCUAGUUAGAUCGCCCAAAGUGCUGAGUCAAGCCUUUUUCUGUUUUCCGAACAACCCCUGCACUAUCGGCCCAGUGGAAGGCUUCGGUCUCGCCGCCACAGACAGGAUGAAAGUGACGGCAAGUUGUGCUACUGGUGAGGCCAAGGGCAUCACAGGUUUUCCCAACGGCGCGGUAGGAGUCGCCACUACGGAGGAAGGCACCUACUACUCAUGGUAG
This is a messenger RNA of Perkinsus marinus ATCC 50983, 4185 nucleotides long. RefSeq lists its product as hypothetical. Bases 1 to 4185 code for a protein of 1394 amino acids. NCBI's taxonomy places the organism in Eukaryota, Perkinsozoa, Perkinsida, Perkinsidae. The record is from RefSeq and is a predicted model, not a curated record. The transcript has 23 exons.